This is a messenger RNA of Symbiodinium sp. CCMP2592, 198 nucleotides long. The record is from the annotation of a GenBank genome assembly. Lineage: Eukaryota; Dinophyceae; Suessiales; Symbiodiniaceae.
GUUCGCUGCGUACAUACGGCCCGUGAAGAUGGAACGAAGGCCAUCAUUGAGGCAAUGGCGAAGGGUCUCCGACGCGAGGAGGCGCCGGACAGACGGUUUAGGACGGAGCUGGGCUUCGGCCUCUCAAAGUUGAAGAAGGGUGGUUAUGAUGCCGACCGCUUGGGAGAGAUCACCAGGAUGCUCCGUGCCACAGUCUAG